Messenger RNA from Dreissena polymorpha, 3122 nucleotides. RefSeq names its product mucin-like protein. Gene Ontology annotation, molecular function: calcium ion binding. Lineage: Eukaryota; Metazoa; Mollusca; Bivalvia; Myida; Dreissenidae. The record is from RefSeq and is a predicted model, not a curated record. The transcript has 16 exons. The coding region runs from base 330 to 2735 and encodes 801 amino acids.
CUCGAUCACAAGACGCCGUCAAUUGGGUUAAACUCGUUGAUAGAUAUUUGUCUUGUUAUAUAAAUGUCAGGUACAACGUCUGAAAUAAAGUUCGAAGGCAAACGCAUUGUUAUGAAUACAAAAAAAUAUUAUGCGAAUUAAGAUCCGUGAUAAGAAAAAUAAAACUAAGCACGCACACUGAAAUAUGCUUUAAUCUAAGAGUGAAUCAGCUUUGGGCAUCAGAAUCAGCAAAAUUAUACAUUUUGUAGAAAUGGUAUUCUUUGAAGUUCAAAAAUAAAGUUUAAAUUGAAAUAAUUAUUGACGUUAAAGUAUCAGUAAAAGAAGAAAACAUGGCGAAAACAUUUGGAUUGUUUCUGCUGUAUGUAUGUCUGUUGACUGUUCAAAUAACUAUAAACAAGGCGACCGCUCAACAGUUUGGCUCAACAACCAACCUCUGUGAAAAAAUUCUUACCGAUAAGAAUCUCAUUUCGCUAUUUGCCGAAACGAAGGAUGCAGCAAACCCGUGCGCAUGCGCAGAAUAUGAUAUGGCGCAGGACGCCAUGUUUAAAAAGGUCGGGAUUUGCUAUGAGGAAUUGCUGUUCAAUGAAGGCGUCAAGCAGAGAUGCUGUUACAGCGAAAAUGGCAAAUUGCUGACUGGAUACCGUGAUAAUCGGUUUGGUAUUCCUGGUGGAAUAGUAUAUUCAAUGAAUGAAAUCCACGACAGCUGUUGUAACAAUGACAACCAAUCAAGGUGCAAUGCAUUUUACGAAAUCACUCAAUCAGACAUUUGUCAGCGGCACCAGGAUCAACACUCAGCUUAUUCGUGGGGUGAUCCAGUUAUCGAAACCGUUAGCAAUACUUCAUAUUCUUUCAACGGACACGGAGAAUAUGUUUUCCUGAAAUCAAAUAAUAAAUUUGAAAUUCAGGCCCGUACCGAUUACCUGACACCCACUUCAAAUGAUUCGACACUUUUUACUGCUUUUGUGUUUACGAAUUACGAACAAAGCCAAGUGGAGUCGAUCCAUGUCAUAUUUAAUAGAACAACUAUGAAUCUGAACCUUUACGAUAACAACGGUAGCAUUGCCCCCAUCUGUAAACCUGGCCCACCGCCAAUUAUGACGAAGGCGUUCUUAGUCCUCUGCUUAAAACCGCCAUCUUCCUUGGGUUUCUUAAUUAUUCCGAAAGUUAGGCUAGCAAAUGUAAAUGCGUUUAUUACCCUCGACAACGGAUUUAUGAAUAUUAAAAUUACGUCGACGCAAAAACUUGCAAACAUGACUGGUUUGGCGGGAAAUGUACAUGGAGGAUUUUACGUCGUACCUAAUGACACGAAAUACUCCGUUAAUAGCAGCGAGUCUUUAAUGUUCGAAUACGGAGAGACAUGGUCUCUCAGGAACAAUCCAACUUCUUCCAAUUUCUGGUACAAUCUCACUGGAGGAGACUUCAGCUUUUACAACACAAAAUCGACUCCUCGUUUCCUUGAAAAUUUAUUGGACAAUUCCUAUGAGUUGUUUAAGUACUGCAAUAAGUCUAUGAUACUUGCGUUUGAAAAUACUUGCCGGAAUUCUUGGGAUAAUCAAACCAACAAGGAAUGCAUGCUCACCAUUGCAAGGACGUGCAAUACCACCAUUGGAAAAGCCAUUCAGGAGCAGGUUGAGAGACAACGAUACGAGCUCCAAAAAAAGUCAAACAAACAACCUACUUUUAUGGCAUCAAUGCCUAAUGAAACGACGCUGAUUUAUAAAGGAAACAGCUCAUGGACCCAAAAUUUAUUAGAUCAUGUACAAGACGAAAAUAAGGCAGGUCUACGAUUUGAAGUGAAACCGAACAUAACCGAAAUGGAAAUAGUUGGUGGCGUUUUUAACUGGACAGUAGGGACAGCGUUACGGUACAUGAACCUCAGUGACAAUCUUAUACUAUUCAUAGUGUAUGAUCAAUUCAACAUGUCGGAAAGCCAUAGUGUUCGUAUACGGUAUUGCGGUUGCGAAGAUCCAAGGGAAUGUGAAUUCCAGAACGAAGAUGAUGACAAUGCCGAAUGCAAAUGUCCGAAUCGUUUUGUGGAAGGAUUGUUUUGCGACAAAAAAAUAGACCCAUGUUCUAAAUACGUUUGCUACAAAAACGACACAUGCAACAAAACCUAUUCAGGGGAUGGGAGUCCAUGUGCUGUGUGUCCUCCCGGGUUUUAUGAAGAAAUUAUUGAUACGCGCCAAGAUUGUGUUGACCUGAACGAGUGCAACGAUAUCCGCACUCACAACUGCGCUCAACAGUGUAUUAACGACCAGGGAUCCUAUCACUGCGCAUGCAACCAUGGAUAUCAGUUGAAAGGCAAUUUCACGUGUUCAGACGUGGACGAGUGUGUGCUAGGCAACUAUUCCUGCCCUAAUCCUUAUGAGGAAUGCGUGAAUCUGCCGGGGACAUAUACAUGCGGGUGUGAGUCCGGAUACAGCAAGUUCAAUACGACUUCCUUCUGUGUGAAGCUAGUUGCGCCCGCUGUUGGAUCCCUGGUGGGAUCAGUACAAUCAACGGAGCAGUUCAGUGAGUGUUAUAAUAAACGGCCAGUAAAGAAACAAAAGAAGUUCUCAACAAAGUCAGAAGAACUUCAGUACUGGCAGAUACAAUAUUUCAAGGGGGAGGUGGAAAAACAGGAACGGGAGAAACAACUAUUUGAUAUAAAGAUACGCAUGGUGCUGGCAGAUGAAAAGAGACGUGACCAGAAAGUUGUUGAUGAUUUCAUCAAUGGCGCAUAUUUCGAGGACUAAUUAUCAUGGUGACAUUGAGUUUGUUGCCUCAGUGGAAACCAUUUUUACUAUAUGUAAAUUAGCAAAUGUAUCAACUAUUUGACUGAGAAUAAUAGUUUUAAAUUUGCUAUUUUGCUUUAUUAAAUACAAAAUGAUUAACAUUGAUUAUUUUAAAUGUUGUUCAUUAAUAAUUGUGUUUGAUGAUACCCAUUAUAAUUAAUGUCCUUACAUAAAUUCGACAAACAUUUUUUUUAAUAACACGAAAUAUCUGUUGACAAUGUAAUCACGUAUGUGUGUACCGCUUCCAUUGCCGUUCACUGAAAGAUUUAAUACUGCACCAAUAUUGUCUUGAUUUUCAUCAGAAUCAAUGUCAGGUUCGUUGAGUUCUAUACAAAUGUUGCAUAGUUU